Molecule: messenger RNA, 1443 nt
Organism: Dentiscutata erythropus
Lineage: Eukaryota; Fungi; Glomeromycota; Glomeromycetes; Diversisporales; Gigasporaceae
Source: the annotation of a GenBank genome assembly
AUGUUACAAAAUCAAUCCACCCCACAUACUGAAUUAGACCUUGAACUUCAACCGACCUUAGUAGAAGAUACAAAUAAAAGCAUAAUAUCUUCAAAAAAUAUCAAUGAUCAGGAAGCCCAAACUGUCGAAAAUGAUGGCUUAUUACAUGGAGUUGAAUUAUUUUUGGUUACUUUAGGUUUAGGUUGUGCUGUAUUUUUAGCCGCAUUAGAUCAAACAAUCGUUUCUACCGCUUUACCUGCAAUAGUUUCCGAUUUUAAUGGAUUGGAUCAAAUAGCAUGGGUCGCAACUUCUUAUCUACUCACAAUGACUUCAUUUCAACCAAUCUAUGGAAAAUUAUCGGAUAUUUUCGGUCGUAAAGCAACAUUCUUAUUUGCAAUUUCUAUUUUUGAAUUGGGUAGUUUAUUAUGUGGUAUCGCUAAUAAUAUGGUUUCAAUGAUAAUAUACCGUGCAAUCGCUGGUAUUGGAGGUGGUGGUAUCAUUGGACUUGUUUUGAUUAUUAUUUCUGACAUUGUCAGCGCUAAAGAUCGGGGAAAAUACCAAGGUAUUGUUGGCGCAUGCUUCGGAAUUGCUUCCGUGGCCGGACCGCUUAUGGGUGGUGCUUUUACUGAUCAUGUUAAUUGGAGAUGGUGUUUCUUCAUCAAUCUUCCUCUUGGUGCAAUAACAAUAAUCGCUAUAAUUUUUCUUCUUCACAUGAAAAUACCAACUGGUUCAUUACUCGGAAAAAUUAAGAGAAUUGAUUUUCUUGGCAUUAUUAUAAUGAUUGCAUCGACUGUUUGUCUUUUAUUACCUCUUAAUUGGGGAGGUAGUACUUAUGCUUGGAAUAGUCCUGUGAUUAUAGCGCUUUUAUGUGCUGGCGCUGUUGGUUACAUAAUAUUUGGUCUUGUUGAAAUUUACGUCGUUAGUGAGCCUAUUGCUCCACCCACACAAUCCGGAUUAGAUUUCAUGCCCUACAUUCUUGGUGUAGUAGCAUUCUCAAUCCUAACCGGCCAAUUUUUCUCUCGAACUGAUAAAGUAUCAUUUCGAUGUGCAACUUUAGUUUCUGCUACAUUAACUGUAAUCGGUGCUGGUUUAACCACUAUGUGGAAUGAAAAAACUGGAUAUGGUGGAUUUAUAGGAUAUAUGGUAAUUGGUGGUGCUGGAGUUGGUAUAGGUAUCCAAUCUAUUACAUUAUGCGUUCAAGGAUUGGUUGAACAAAAGGAUAUAGCUUCUGUUACUACUUUAGCAUUAUUCUUUAGAACUGUUUUUGGAAUUGCAAUAUCCGGAACAGUAUUUAACAAUAAACUUUCACAAGCAUUAAGUGUAUUAACUUUACCUCCAACAUUUUCAACAAAUUCUGUAUAUACUAUAAGAUUAUUACCACCUGAAGAACAGUCUUCAGUUAUUCACGCUUAUGUUAAACCUAAGUUUAGAGAAGGAGGUGAAAAACCUGCUAUGUUUGAAUAA